Mauremys reevesii (Reeves's turtle) is the source of this 2587-nucleotide messenger RNA. RefSeq names its product sushi domain-containing protein 6-like. Bases 298 to 1092 code for a protein of 264 amino acids. The transcript has 5 exons. Lineage: Eukaryota; Metazoa; Chordata; Testudines; Geoemydidae. The record is from RefSeq and is a predicted model, not a curated record.
GAAAUUGACUCGCGCUGGGAAUUACCCCCCGCCCGCUGCUACUCGGAUUUUCCAGCCGGCCUCUAGGGCGGAGCCGGCAGCUUUAAAACCCGCCCCCGGGCCGGCUCCGGCUCCGCUUUGCAAGUUGCUCCUGCUGCCUUCUGGGCCCUGGAGCCGGAGCCGCCGGGGGGACUCGCCCAGCGCCCUGCGGGGUGACCCCGGCUCCGGAGCGCCCCGGCUGGGGGGAGACGGGGCUGCCGUGAUCCGGAGCGCCAGGACCCGCUGGUUCUGCAGCUCUGGGCAGAGGCUACCGGUGAGAUGGUGAAGGCGCCAGGAUGUCCUGGGCUGCGCUGGCCCUCGGGUUACCUCCCCACGGCUCUGUUCUUCGCGGCGCUCUGCGGCUCUGGUGCUGUCCUCAGGAGGAAAGAUUGCCAGUUCCCGGACCCCUCCGAUCACACUACCUACAGGUGCGUGUCCCCGGCGUGCAAGCUGUCUCUGGGCAGCGGCGUGUUUAAGGCUGGCUCCAUGGUGCAGCAUUUCUGCGAAGCCGGCUACGUCCUGGCCGGCCACCCUGGGGUCUCUGUCUGCAAGGGCGGCCAGUGGAGCGUGCUGAAGCCGGUCGUCUGCAAGCCCCUGGCAGGAUCCCCGGUGCCUCGCCCCGGCUCCGUCAUCGCUGUCUCCUCCAUCCCCAUGGUGGCUGCGGCCUCGGUGACGGCGUCCGCCCUGCUGCUGGUGGCCAUGGUGUGUGUCCUGGUGGGGCCGAAACCCUGUAGCUACUGGUGCUGGAGGUGGUACGAGCCCAUGCAGGAGUCCGAGGUGAGCACCGUCGACAGCUGCCCGGUGCCGCUCCCGUCCUACGAGGAGGCCGUCUAUGGCUCCCAGGGGGGGCCCGUGCCGCCCGCCCCCCCCGCGCCGACGCCCCUCGUCCUCUCCAGGGGCCUGGCCCCCCCAUCGGAAGCAGCCGAGCCCUGUUGGAGUCCAGAGGCCGCCACCCCGCCCCCUUCCUACCAGGAGAGCCAAGCGGCAGCUGCGGGCGGCUCCGGCCUGGCCCGGCGCACGGCGCCCCCUGCCCGGUUCCUAUUCCCCGGGGCUGCAAAGGACCCGUGCAGGUAGCCGGGGGGCCGGGGGGCCCCUGGCAGGACCCCGACACUACAGCAGAGACUCCUCAUUUGAAGCACACGCAGCCUGCUCCAUCUUUUAACUUGCUGAGGGGAGAGGACCCCCCCCCCCCACCAGUUACUCAGCAACUUGUGAAGCUGAUGGGACCAAAGCAGCCCCCCUCAGAGGGGCGUCUGCAGCCGUCCGCCUGGAUGGGGGCUCCCGGGGCUGAGGGACCCCCCCCCGCAAGCUAACGGCUCUGUCUUCGGGGCAGCCCCUAGGGGCUGAUCUUUGCCAGCUGGCUGGUAGCCGCCCGCUCAGCGUGUUCUGAUCUCUCUGCACGGCCACCCCGUGGGAUCCCAAUUUUCCCUGCCCCACACUCCUCCCACCAGGGUGUCAGUUCCCAGCAGAGCCGUCAUGGGUUAACUCAGGGGACAGCUGCCACCUCCCUCCAGCUGUGAGGAUCCAGGGGGGCGGGGGGCAGAUUUCUCCCCUGCCCCCGCCCCCGAGUUCCUAAUGCUCUGGGGAACAUCCCCUGGGCCUGUUCCAUUCUUGGGGGGCCUCCUGUGUGGUCAACAACCACCCCCCACAAAGAGACCCUGCUCCCCCCAGCUUUCCUGACUCUUCCUAUGCUCCCCACACCCCUACCCCCCAAUGCCACCAUCCGUGGGUCCCCGCUGGAAGGGAUGAGCCCAGCCCCUCCCCCUGUGUCCGUCCCUCCAUCCAGCUCCAUGCACUUUCUCCCUUUGUGUGUGUUGAUUAAAAUGACCCAGGCUGCUUUAUCCCUGGGCCAUACUGAUGCCCCCCCCCAGGCCGCAGGUGCUGCUCCGUGGCACUGGGGCUGGCUGGCAGGGGCAGUUGCACCUGCAUCCCAGAAGGGGGUGCCGCGGGUGUGGUUUAAAUAGCUGCACCCCGCCUCCCUAGCGCUCCCCAGGGUGGGUGGCUUUUGUCUCUUUCCCCCUUCCCACCCCCAUCACCCAGGCUCUCUGGCUUGGCUACCGGGGGGUGAGCUGGCACCCCUGGCGGGGGGAGCAGAGUGCAGGGGGAAGCGGCUGCAGGUUCGAAUCCUGGCUGGCUCCCGGGCCCAUCCUGCACAACAACCGCUGGGUCCGCGGGCGGGGUGCUGGGCAGGGGCGAAUCUUGGGUUAUUCCUCGACAGUUGGGCCCGUGUGGCCGGAAGUGGCCAAUGGCCCAGGGGCCAGGUAGCCCCACGAAGCUCCUGUUGAAGCCGGGUCAGGUGCUCGGGCUGGCCGGCCUACACACGGGCACACGCCCGCCCGCCCCCCACGGGGCUGGUUUUGCACAAGGUUGAUGGUUCUAGGUUUGUAUUUAAUGACUAUGGGUUUGGUUUUCUUUGCUUUGAUGUAUUUAAAGGGGGGGGUAUUUCUCAACACUCCUCCCCCCAAUUUGCGUGCCCCUCCCCCCACCGCUCUGUGAUGCUGGGACGGGGGUUGUGGUCCUGGGGGCUAUUAAGGAUCCGAGGUGCUAAUUAAAACACUCACCCCACCCG